This is a messenger RNA of Homo sapiens (human), 10787 nucleotides long. RefSeq names its product calpain 15 (gene CAPN15). The transcript has 12 exons. The coding region runs from base 6206 to 9667 and encodes 1153 amino acids. Gene Ontology annotation, molecular function: calcium-dependent cysteine-type endopeptidase activity. NCBI's taxonomy places the organism in Eukaryota, Metazoa, Chordata, Mammalia, Primates, Hominidae. Gene Ontology annotation, biological process: proteolysis. The record is from RefSeq and is a predicted model, not a curated record.
GGUGGGGAGGGGUGGCCCCGGAGGGCUCCCGGGGGCAGAGGGCCUCGUUCUCAGGGUGCCCCCUCCUUGGCAGAGGUGCUUGCAGAGAAGUGGGUCCCUGCUCCUUCCAGUUGUGGCAGCUCUCUUCCCCAGGGUGCAGGAGCUGAGCAGGUCUGAGACCCCGGCCUCGGCCUGGCUGGUUGGUGGUGGGGAUGGGGGCUAGUGCGCCCAAUCCCGGCGGCCCUGUGUUUCUCACAGGCUGUGCUGCUCCACGCAGAGAAGCUGUUCCUGAAGCUUCUUUUUGGGCUGGGGUCGCUGGCGGCUGCAGGCUCUGGGCAUAUUGCCUGCUGCCCACGGUUUCAAAGCUGCCAGCACUCGCUGGGCUCCGCCUGCUGCCCCCCCGGGGGUCACAGGCCACAUGGCUUGGUGGCCGAACUCCACGUGCUGGCUCCUCACAGCUGUCACCAUGGCCUUGGCUACCCGCUGCGUCCCUCAGGAGCUGCCAUCAGGUUCUGAGGUGCCUGGUCUGGAGGCAGUCCAGGUGGUGAGGUCUGGACUGGCUGGACCCCACCGAUGCUCCUGCCGUCACCCCGUCCUGGCCCUCACUGGAGGCAGGGACACUCAGGGGCCCGGGGCCUCGGGGCCAGUGCUGCAGUGGCCGCCGUUGCUCUCACAGCGGGUCCAGGCCUGGCUUCUGAAGGCAAUGUGCCUGCGUCUCACACUCAAAAGGGCCUGCCAGGCUGCACCUGGCGGCAGCUCCCACGGGGGACGAUGUCCUGCUGUCUGUUGGCCCCCAGGUGGGAGGGACGGGCGUGGAGCUGCAGGCAGUGGGCAAGGCCAUGGCAGGUGGCCAGGCCUGGGAACCAGCCUCCAGGUGGCAUCCACGCUGAGGCCUGAGCUCCGGCCGACAAGGACUGGGGAUGCAGGGGAUUAGCCAGGGGCUGUGUGGGGGAGCCCUGGAGCCCUGUCUGCGAGUUACCCCGAUGAACAGGGAGACGCGGCAGAGGCAGGGCCGGGGAGGGGCCGUGUGGGGGAGCCCUGGAGCCCUGUCUGCGAGUUACCCUGAUGGACAGAGAGACGCGGCAAAGGCAGGGCCGGGGAGGGGCCGUGUGGGGCCUGGUGGUCGGCAGAGGAAGGGUCUGUGCUCCUCCUGCGUGUGGUGGCACCGGAGCGCCUCCCAGUUCCUGGUGUUACCGCACCAGCCGCCUCCCAGUGAGCAUCUCCACGUGUGCCGACAACAGCUUUGUUGAGGUAGAACUUACCAGACUCACCUGUUAAAAGAGUGCAGUUUGGUCACUCUUAGUGGUUUGUAGAGUUGUGCAGCCGUCAUUGCAAUCCAGCGUUGCAGCAUUCCACAGCCCACAGGGACCCCCAGCCCCACAGUCCAGUGUUACAGCAUCCCGCAGCCCAGAGGGACCCUCAGCCCCAGACGGCCACUGACCGGCUUCCUGUCUUGGUUUGCCUUGUGCAGAAGGUGCGUGGAUGUGGGGCCACAGGACGUGGCUGGCUGGGUUUGCCUUGUGCAGAAGGUGCGUGGAUGUGGGGCCACAGGACGUGGCUGGCUGGGUUUGCCUUGUGCAGAAGGUGCGUGGAUGUGGGGCCACAGGACGUGGCUGGCUGGGUUUGCCUUGUGCAGAAGGUGCGUGGACGUGGGGCCACAGGACGUGGGGCCCCGUGUCUGGCCUCUUCACUCGGCACCGUGCCCUCCAGAUUCAUGCACCUGCAGCCCGAGGCAGUUUCAUUCACUGCUCCUUUGCGGGAUGAACCGCAUUUUAUCUAUUCAUGGACGCUAGGACUGCUUCCACGUGGCUUCUGUGGACAAUGCUGUGAACAUUGUUUACGAGGUUUUGCGUGGACCUGUUUUCAUUUAUCUUGCAUAGAUACCUAGGAGUGGGAUUGCUGGGGCGUGUGGUGAACUUUCAUAAUGUCUUGAGGAACUGCCAAGCCAUCUUCCGCAGCGGCUGCAUUACCUAGUUCCCACCGGCAACGCUGGGGAGGGUCCUGGCGUCUCCACUCCCUCGACAGCUCCUGCCGUUGUCUGUCCUUGUGAUUCUGGCCGUCCCAGGGGGUGGGAGCUGGUGUCCCCUUGGCUUUGAUCUGCGUUUCCCUGGUGGCCAGCCAUGUGGGGCCUCUCUCCCUGUCUCAUCCACCCGUGCCUGUCUUUUUUUCAUUCAUUCACUUAUUUAUUUAUUUAGAGACAGGGUCUUACUCUGUCACCCAGGCUGGAGUACAGUGGUGUGAUCACAGCUCACUGCAGCUUCUACUUCCUGGGUUCAAGAGAACCUCCCAUCUCAGCCUCCCAAGUAGCUGGAACUACAGGCGUGCACCACCAUAGCUGGUUAAUUAGAAAAAAAAAAUUUGGCCAGGCGCAGUAGCUCACGCCUGUAAUCCCAGCACUUUGGGAGGCCGAGGCGGGUAGAUCACCUGAGGUCAGGAGUUCAAGACCAGCCUGGCCAACAUGGUGAAACCCCAUCUCUACUAAAACAAAAAUUAGCUGGGCGUGGUGACGGGCACCUAUAAUCCUAGCUACUAGGGAGGCUGAAGCAGGAGAAUCGCUUGAACUUGGGAGGCGGAGGUUGCAGUGAGCCAAGAUUGCACCACUGCACUCCAGUGUGGGCGACAGAGUGAGACUCUGUCUCAAAAUAAAAAUACAAACCCUGAGCUUGGGAGGGUCCAGGCUGCAAUGAGCUGCGAUCGUGCCACCGCACUCCAGCUUGGGCGACACAGUGAGACGCUAGACGGUGUCUCAAAAAACUUAAACAGAAAAAUGUAGAAAGGAUUGUCGUUCCCUUUCUCGUUUUCCAGAGGGCAGAGGACUCUCGGCCCCUGCUUUUUGAGCACCAGGCCGAGUUUCAGACCUCGGGAUGGCCUCUCCAGUCUGCAGCUCCCGGCAGCCUCGGGCCACACUCCCGGGAUCCCCAGGGACUGGCCUGGGACUACCGGGGGUGGCGGCCGUGGCUCUGGCUAUGGGGAGGGAGGCAGAGCCGCGGGGCAGGCGUGGGGUCUGCUGUGCCGGGUAUGUGGGGCGUGUGUUAGACUUUGGACCUGGCCUGCGGGGUCAGGCCGUGGUGUAUGAUGACGCCACGCCGCUCUUUCUCUUUCACCCUGGCCUCCUGCCUGGCCCUCCCCUGGGUCGGCAUCCCUGGGGCCACUCCUGCCCGUGCCCGCUGCUGUGGGGCCUGGGCUCCAGGCAGCUCCUGUCUGCUGCUGCAAACAGGCCCCCAAGGUGCAUGGUGAGGAGACCCCCAGGCUAGAGAUGGGCGAGAGCGGUGGGCGAGCAGACUGCGGGAAGGCAGCUGGGCCUCCACACGCGGAGCCCUCCCCACCACGUGCAUGCACAGGCGACCCCUGCCGUGCUCCGACGGAGGGCGCCGGGACUGGGGAGGGUCAGCGCGACAGCCCUGGCGUUUACUGAAGAGCUGCCUGCCUGGCUCGCUGCCCUGGUGGCCGCUGAAUUCUCCCAACGCCCCAGGACAGCAGGUGCUGUGGCCCCAUGACCGCUCCCCCACAUGGAUGAAGGGGUGGUGCACAGGCUGGUGGAGCCUGGGAGAGCCAGGGCAGCCUGCGGCCAUGCGGCCAUGCGGCCGGCGUGGGGCUGAGGUCCCUGUACAGCUGACAGAGUGCCUGGCGCCCUCAAUCAGUAAGUCAUCUACGGGCCGGGCACCGGCGGCUCAGCACAGAGAGGCAACAAGGGUAGACCCCCCCUGGCAAGGCUGACCGGCGCCGGGCUGUGGCCAGACCAGGAGACUGCAGCCCAGCUCGAGGGAGGCACCACGCCUGCCCCUCAGAGCACUGAGCAGAGCCCCCCAUGGUAUCCCCCGCCCUGGGCACAGCAGGAGGAGCUGCCGACCAAGUCUGGCACCCCGGUGUGCCCCGAGAGCUGUCUGGGCACAGGUUGCGGGGCUGCCCCGGCCGGACGGGGCAUCUGUGUUUCUCGGUGUGGCCUCAGGGCUCUGGUGGCUUUGACCGAGGCCCCGGGGGACAGAAUGCAGCUUCCUGCUCCUCACUUUUCCUAAGAAAGGGGCCGCCUCCCAGGACUGGGGCUGCGCCAGUCACAGGCCCGCGGCCUCCACGCUCCGGGUGCUGCUGUCCCGGCUGCUUCAGGGCGGGCUCUGUCUUGCACGCAGCGAGCGGCUUCAUCACCUCCCUUUUGAAUUGGAGCUGAGUGUCGGCAACGCCCAGAUAACUGGGGCGCGCGGGUCUUUUGUGCUGGAUUUUUCUGUACAGUUGCCUCGAUCUUCCAUCCAGCUUGGCCUCUGUGCAGUAAGGAGCGGCCCGUCGCCUCCCCCACGUCGCCUCCCCCACGUCGCCUCCCCCACGUCGCCUCCCCCACGUCGUCGCCUCCCCCACGUCGCCUCCCCCACGUCGUCUCCCCCACGUCGUCGUCUCCCCCACGUCGCCUCCCCCACGUCGCCUCCCCCACGUCGCCUCCCCCACGUCGCCUCCCCCACGUCGCCUCCCCUCACGUCGUCGUCUCCCCCCACGUCGUCGUCUCCCCUCACGUCGUCUGCCCUGAGCCCGCUCCCUUCGAAGGUAACCAUCCUGCAGUAGUGAGGGCUCCUUGCUGAGCACGUGUGGCUGCGACUUCAGGAGCGUUCUGGGUUGAGAAUUCCAAAAGGGCUUCGCUCAGGCCUGGCUUUGGGUCUUUGGGCUCCUGACGCGAGCUUUUACUUCCAGGCUUUGGCGGUCUGGCCUCAGGAGGUCAAGGCUGCAGUGAGCCGUGCGCGAGCCACUGCACCAUCCUGGGCAAUCAGACCCCAUCUCUAAAGUUCAAAACAACAUCUUUGUAAGGGUUUCGGGUCUCUGAGCCCAUGAACCUGCCCAGGCCCUGCAGAGGUGAGGGUGGCCCUAGAGUGGCUGGGGGGUUGUGGAGACCAGAACCAGGGCAGAAGGGCAGGGAGGGUGGGGGCCCUGCCGAGGUCUCCCACCGCUGACCCCUGACCCCUGGCCCCCUUCCACCUCGGCCCACCGAGAGAGGCCGGCACAGCGCAGACUGCGGGGUCAGUGACACUCCCCUCAGCGUCUCCAGCCACAGAAGGGCCGUGGCCUGCCUUCGCCCUCCUCACCCGUGUCCCGGGGCCACGUUUGAACUUUAGGCCUUGUUCUGACUUCAUUGAAACCCUCCUGAAGUGCAGACGUCUUCCUGACCCACCUGGGUUUUGCCAGGAUGACUCCGAAAGGUGUCUCCCAGCAGACACACCCCGCUGGCGAUUGUUUGGUCCUGGGGACCCGGGUUCUCAUUCUCCUCUCUGGAGCUGGUGAGGCUGUCCUUGCUAGUCGGUGACAACUACAGGGCCAAAGGGAGGGUGUGUCCCAGGAGGCCCAGCCCACCUCUGCCUGCACCUGCGGUCAGCGGGGUGCAGAGUCUGUGAAGGCACCUCCCGGAGUGGGGGCUGCAAAGAUCAUGGCCACUGUGCCACCCACAGGGGCCCAGGCCGGACGCCUGGGCUGUGCCGCCUCGGCAGCCAGGCCGAGGAACGUGCAGGUGCGGCCGGGAGCCCGCCGGCCACAGCUGCAUCCAUGCCCUUCUCCGAGUGGUGAUGGCGGGGAGAGGCCUGGCUGUCUACGGGCAGAUUGCUUGGGCUUUCACAGAAGCCCGCUGUUAGAGCAGAUUCCCGGCCUUGGGUCUCUCUGCUCCAGCUGGACGCCCUGAGCCUCGCCGGGCCCAGUCCACCCCCGUCCACUCUGCCAGGGGCAGCUCAGAGCCCUCGCCACGCGGGGCUGAGCGCAGGGAAGGCAGCAUCACGGAGUUCGCUCGGCUCCACAGAACACCCGUGUUGCUCGCGGAGACUUUUUGUUUUUGUGCUUCUUAUGAAGAGGCAGGUUUUCUUUCUUCCUGAACCAAAAGGGUUUAGAUGGAGCACAAGAUUCAGGCCAUAUUUACAAGAACAAUUGAUUUUUCUGCCAGGCAGAGCAGCCAGUCUGUCUCGGAGGCUGUGCUGUGGUGUGGGGAGGCCCCUUGCUCAGAUCAGCCUGUGCCUUCCCCAGGCCCCGGCCCAUGCACCUGCCCUUCCGUAGGUCUGAGCACCUGUUCUUCCACGCCCAGGACGACCUGGUCCUGAGUUUGGCCGGGACCCCCUGCUAUCUGCCGUCCACAGGCCUGGUGACAGAGAAAGCAGUGCCCUGGAACAGCAGCCCGGCUGUGGGGUGCUCAGCCCUCUCUGUAGGAUCCUGUGUGGCUCAAGGGGUCUGCUGAGCCUCCAACGGGCAAGAGGGGCCCUGAGCCAUGGAUCCAUUCUGGGUGGAGGCAGCCCCCACCGCCGCCUGCCUCAAAUGCUCAGCCCUAGGCCCUCGGCCCCGUAGCUCUGCAGCCACAGACGGGUGCCUUCCCCAGGCCGAGAGGAGGGUGGGGUCCAGCCACUCAGGACCUCACAGGGUGGCCCUGAUGAGCACCUUCCCUUGCAGCCACACCCACUCGCCCGGGUCUAUGGCCACGGUCGGAGAGUGGUCCUGUGUGCGCUGCACCUUCCUGAACCCGGCCGGCCAGCGCCAGUGCUCCAUCUGCGAGGCUCCCCGGCACAAGCCCGACCUCAACCACAUCCUGCGGCUCAGCGUGGAGGAGCAGAAAUGGCCCUGCGCCCGCUGCACCUUCCGCAACUUCCUGGGCAAGGAGGCCUGCGAGGUGUGCGGCUUCACCCCGGAGCCUGCGCCUGGGGCUGCCUUCCUGCCAGUCCUCAACGGGGUCCUCCCCAAGCCACCCGCCAUCCUGGGGGAGCCCAAGGGCAGCUGCCAGGAGGAAGCAGGUCCAGUGAGGACUGCGGGGCUGGUGGCCACGGAGCCCGCCAGGGGGCAGUGCGAGGACAAGGACGAGGAGGAGAAGGAGGAGCAGGAGGAGGAGGAGGGAGCGGCGGAGCCCAGAGGGGGCUGGGCGUGUCCGCGUUGCACGCUGCACAACACGCCCGUGGCCAGCUCCUGCUCCGUCUGCGGGGGCCCACGCAGGCUCUCGCUGCCACGGAUCCCUCCUGAGGCCCUGGUGGUCCCGGAAGUGGUGGCCCCGGCCGGCUUCCACGUCGUGCCUGCCGCGCCUCCACCUGGCCUCCCCGGGGAAGGUGCCGAGGCCAACCCCCCAGCCACCAGCCAGGGCCCAGCUGCCGAACCAGAGCCGCCCAGGGUCCCGCCCUUCAGCCCCUUCUCGUCCACCCUGCAGAACAACCCCGUGCCGCGCAGCCGACGCGAGGUUCCCCCCCAGCUGCAGCCACCGGUGCCUGAGGCUGCCCAGCCGUCACCCUCUGCCGGCUGCAGGGGAGCCCCCCAGGGCUCGGGCUGGGCUGGGGCCUCCCGCCUAGCAGAGUUGCUGUCUGGCAAGCGGCUGAGUGUGCUGGAGGAAGAGGCCACGGAGGGUGGCACCAGCCGCGUAGAGGCCGGCAGCUCCACCUCGGGCAGUGACAUCAUUGACCUGGCCGGAGACACCGUGCGUUACACGCCCGCCAGCCCCUCCAGCCCCGACUUCACCACCUGGUCAUGUGCCAAGUGCACGCUCAGAAACCCCACAGUGGCCCCCAGGUGCUCGGCCUGCGGCUGCUCCAAACUGCACGGCUUCCAGGAGCAUGGCGAGCCCCCCACCCACUGCCCCGACUGUGGGGCCGACAAGCCCAGCCCCUGCGGCAGAAGCUGCGGACGGGUGUCCUCGGCCCAGAAGGCCGCCCGCGUCCUGCCCGAGCGCCCGGGCCAGUGGGCCUGCCCUGCCUGUACCCUGCUCAACGCACUGCGGGCCAAGCACUGCGCCGCCUGCCACACGCCUCAGCUCCUGGUGGCCCAGCGGCGGGGGGCCGCGCCCCUGAGGCGCAGGGAGAGCAUGCACGUGGAGCAGCGGCGGCAGACAGACGAGGGCGAGGCCAAGGCACUCUGGGAGAACAUCGUGGCCUUCUGCCGGGAGAACAAUGUGAGCUUCGUGGAUGACAGCUUCCCUCCCGGGCCCGAGUCUGUCGGCUUCCCCGCGGGUGACAGCGUGCAGCAGCGUGUGAGGCAGUGGCUGCGACCCCAGGAGAUCAACUGCUCCGUCUUCAGGGACCACAGGGCCACGUGGUCUGUGUUCCACACACUGCGGCCCUCAGACAUCCUGCAGGGGCUGCUGGGGAACUGCUGGUUCCUGAGCGCCCUGGCGGUGCUGGCGGAGCGGCCGGACCUGGUGGAGCGGGUGAUGGUCACGCGCAGCCUGUGUGCAGAGGGCGCCUACCAGGUGCGGCUGUGCAAGGACGGCACGUGGACCACGGUGCUGGUGGACGACAUGCUGCCCUGUGAUGAGGCCGGCUGCCUCCUCUUCUCACAGGCGCAGCGGAAGCAGCUGUGGGUGGCCCUCAUCGAGAAGGCGCUGGCCAAGCUGCACGGCUCCUACUUUGCGCUCCAGGCGGGCCGCGCCAUCGAAGGCCUGGCCACGCUCACCGGCGCCCCCUGUGAGAGCCUGGCGCUGCAGCUCAGCUCCACUAACCCCCGCGAGGAGCCCGUUGACACUGACCUCAUCUGGGCCAAAAUGCUGAGUUCUAAGGAGGCUGGGUUCCUCAUGGGUGCCUCCUGUGGCGGGGGCAACAUGAAGGUGGACGAUUCGGCCUACGAGAGCCUGGGCCUGCGCCCCCGGCAUGCCUACUCCAUCCUGGAUGUCCGAGAUGUCCAGGGCACCAGGCUUCUGCGGCUCCGAAACCCGUGGGGCCGUUUCUCCUGGAACGGCAGCUGGUCCGACGAGUGGCCACACUGGCCGGGGCACCUGCGUGGCGAGCUCAUGCCGCACGGCAGCAGUGAGGGUGUCUUCUGGAUGGAGUACGGCGACUUUGUCAGGUACUUCGACUCCGUGGACAUCUGUAAGGUGCACUCGGACUGGCAGGAGGCGCGGGUGCAGGGCUGCUUUCCCAGCUCGGCCAGCGCGCCCGUGGGGGUAACAGCGCUCACGGUGCUGGAGCGGGCCUCGCUGGAGUUCGCGCUCUUCCAGGAGGGCAGCAGGCGCUCGGACGCCGUGGACAGCCACCUGCUGGACCUGUGCAUCCUGGUGUUCCGGGCCACGUUCGGCAGCGGCGGCCACCUCAGCCUGGGCCGCCUCCUGGCCCACAGUAAGCGCGCGGUCAAGAAGUUCGUCAGCUGCGACGUCAUGCUGGAGCCUGGCGAGUACGCUGUGGUGUGCUGCGCCUUCAACCACUGGGGGCCGCCCCUGCCGGGCACCCCUGCCCCCCAGGCCUCCAGCCCCUCGGCAGGGGUCCCGAGAGCCUCCCCAGAGCCGCCGGGCCACGUGCUGGCUGUGUACAGCUCGAGGCUGGUCAUGGUGGAGCCCGUGGAAGCCCAGCCGACCACGCUGGCCGACGCCAUCAUCCUGCUCACCGAGAGCCGCGGAGAGCGGCACGAGGGCCGUGAGGGCAUGACCUGCUACUACCUGACACACGGUUGGGCGGGGCUCAUCGUGGUGGUGGAGAACCGACACCCCAAGGCCUACCUGCACGUGCAGUGUGACUGCACCGACAGCUUCAACGUGGUGUCCACACGCGGCAGCCUGCGUACCCAGGAUAGCGUGCCACCCCUGCACAGGCAGGUCCUGGUGAUCUUGUCCCAGCUAGAGGGCAACGCCGGCUUCUCUAUCACCCACCGCCUGGCACAUCGCAAGGCAGCCCAGGCCUUCCUCAGUGACUGGACAGCCUCCAAGGGGACCCACAGCCCCCCACUCACGCCAGAGGUCGCCGGUCUGCAUGGGCCCCGACCGCUGUGACCACCAUGCCUGGGGCAGGGGCUGUGCACAGACGGACCCCCCACCCCCACACGCACUUUAUGAGGGAGACCCCGACAGAGGACGCUUGAGCCAGAAUCUCAGGACCCCGCCCAGGGAGCUGCCAGCCCAGGGCUCAGCUUCCCAUGGGCCCCCCGCCCCCCUCCUUCCCCUCCCUGAACCCCACAGUCCGCCUGGCCAGGCCUCCUGGCCGCCACGCAGAAUACCUCGAACCAGGCGGGCUGUGAACCAGCCCCGCUCACCUGCCAGCCCCAACACCCGACGGGGGCCGAGGCCAGGCUGCCCCUCCCUGUGGGCUCAGGGUCUCCUGCGGGCUAGGCAGCCAGGAGCUCUGUCCGCAAAACCAAAUCUGGGUGUCAGAGGCCAAGACCCUGGGGUGGGAUCAGGGACCACCCCUCACGGGGCAUAAGGUCAGUUUUCCCCCAGAGCCCGGGUCCCUGUCCCCCACAGGGCAGGCGGGGUCCCUGGAGCCCUGGUGUGGAGCGGCGAGUCCCGGGGCGGUGCCUGUCUCAGAAGAAGGGGCCCUUGGCCAGCCCCCCAGCGACACUAUGCAAAUCCUGGAGUGCCCGCCAGGAUCGAAGCCAUGACUGGGUGCAGGCGGGCGCCAGGCCCGCUGUGGGUGGGCACCAGUUCUCAGCACCGCUCACUGCUGCCGGGCACACUGGGACCAGCAGGCUCCUCAGCCAACCCUGUCCCUCGGCCCGGCCCUGCCAGAGAGGGACCCCAGCACAUCGUGGGCACGGGCAGGGCUCAGCCGCUCCCACCUCCCCACAGAAGCCCAGGAGUGUGUGGACGUCUGAGCCCAGCUUUCUGCGUGCCCUCCUGGCCCCUCACUCCCGGCAGCGGGCCGGCCUCGCCCCCACUCCCCCUCCUACCCCGGCAGGGGCUUCCGGGGCCUUUUCACCUGGAGAAACAUUCCCACUCCCCUUUGGCCUCCCUGUACUCUGAGCUGUGAAUAUUUUUAACCCUGUAAAUACGGCCAGCUCUUGUGACACAGAGACUAUUUUAUCAAUUGUCAGUCCCGUUCCUUUACCAUAGGAUUCUCCACAGUGGCUUCCGACUCAGGCUCCAAUGGACCAAAUAAAAGCGUUUUGUUUUGUAA